This is a messenger RNA of Exophiala bonariae, 1023 nucleotides long. RefSeq lists its product as uncharacterized. The record is from RefSeq and is a predicted model, not a curated record. The transcript is spliced from 2 exons. NCBI's taxonomy places the organism in Eukaryota, Fungi, Ascomycota, Eurotiomycetes, Chaetothyriales, Herpotrichiellaceae. Bases 1 to 1023 code for a protein of 340 amino acids.
AUGGCCUCACGCAGCCUCACACUCUCGAUAUGCCAAUCAUGUCUCCGAAGCGCACUGAAAACACGGCCGAGGACAGGCUUCGCACAGCUGCGACUGCUCUCCCACUCAGCACCAGAAGAGCAGCGACGAGUGGUACGAGGAGGCCAGUCCAAGCUGAACCUCCAGUCUCUGCGCGCCUCGUUCUCGACCUCCGCGCCGGCCAGAAAUGCUGCAAACUCUACUCCUCCUCCACCCGCGGGCGCCAGCGGCGCCAGCAAACCAAUCGUGCUUGAACAGCCAGAUAAAUUCCGUCCACCAUCACAUCCACAACGCCUCGGCCGUCGAAGACCCCAGCCAGCAGCAUAUAACCAAGGCACGACACACUCUGAACGAGAACAGCAGCGGACAAGAUCGUACCCGCACAUGUUCCCCAACAAGGGAACGUUCAUGCAUUGGUUCCUGACCAACCGUGCGAUUCACAUGUACAUUACGAUCGGCACACUGGUGAUCCUAGCAAGCAUCUCCCUGACGGUGACAUUCAUGAAAACCUCACCAUUCGCGCAUCUCAUCCCACCCAUCUCGAGCCUGGUCUUCCACCCGAUCACGUACAUCCGCGAAGGCCUGUCCGUGCUACGCCUGCACGUGGAAUACACGUCGCAGCAGACGGAAGCGUCGCGGCAGAAGAAAAUCCUCGAUGCACAGAAACGCCGCCUGUAUCGGCGCGCACACGGCAUGGAGGAUCUGAAUGCCGAGGAGGAGGAGGGCAUCGAUGUGCGCGGCCUCGUGCCGUGGGAUGAUGGACUGACGAACAAUGAGCGCGCGAGUGGCGGGAGGGAUGCGUCGCUGAUCCGGACUGAUCCAUGGGCUUUGAAACCCGUUAAUGGCCCGUUGGGUGCUGAUGGGAAGCCAGUCGAGGCCGCCGCCGCCGCCGCAGUCGUUGGCGAUACCGCCGUUGGAGGUGAUGCUCCGGCUGAGGUCGAAGAUGUCACGCCCCAGCAGCCGCAGCAGCAGAGGAAGCGGAAGCUGUAUUUCGGAAUAUGGUAG